Messenger RNA from Pangasianodon hypophthalmus (striped catfish), 5181 nucleotides. RefSeq names its product mannosidase, alpha, class 1A, member 2 (gene man1a2). Gene Ontology annotation, cellular component: Golgi membrane; endoplasmic reticulum; extracellular exosome. The transcript is spliced from 13 exons. Gene Ontology annotation, biological process: N-glycan processing; carbohydrate metabolic process. The record is from RefSeq and is a predicted model, not a curated record. Gene Ontology annotation, molecular function: calcium ion binding; mannosyl-oligosaccharide 1,2-alpha-mannosidase activity. The coding region runs from base 1149 to 3170 and encodes 673 amino acids. NCBI's taxonomy places the organism in Eukaryota, Metazoa, Chordata, Actinopteri, Siluriformes, Pangasiidae.
ACGGGGCGGAGUCAGGCGCCUGCUAGCUGUUGCAGGAACAGCAUCAUGGACAUUAGAGGCUGGCGGUGCCCAUGGCUCCUGAACAAAAUGGGAGGUUCAAAUGAGCUUAAAUUCACUUCGAGGACUUGAAGAUACAGAUAUUCUGAAAACCUUUAUCUUUAUGAAAACCUUUUUUUCCUCGGUGGCGUCGUUUUAAGGCGGAGCAGCGAUGAGGAGCUGCUGUGCGGGCUACAGGCAGAGACAGAUGAUCAGGCUGCUACUCAGAUUUAGCUUCACGAGCUAGAUGCCUUUCCAGAGACAGUCAGAGACAGAGAGAGGAGCAGCAUUUAGUGUUCUUACCGAGACCUUUUGUUCAGGUUAAAUGCUCUUUAGGUGUUUAGACUCUUUGCUCUGCGGUGACCCUUUGGGUUUGUGAGAACAGGGUGGUAACGUUAAUCUCGCUAUUGCCACGGCAUCAGCGGCGCGCGCGCGCUGGGCCUGUUCCACACAGCGCCACUAAGACUCUCACAGCUGCGUGUAGUGUGUGUGUAUAUACAUAUAUAUACAUAUAUACACACACACAUAUAUACAUAUAUAUAUAUACACUCUGUAAUUCCAGUGCACAAUAACGCGGCUGAGGCUUUAAUAAGAAUCUUGUAUAACGUAUGGUGUGUAAUUGGUGUGUAGGGUAGAGCUUUGGACGGUGCUAUUCUGCCAGUGCUGUUCACUGUAACUCCAUGACAAAUGACCACAACCUAUUUGCGUCAAUGCAGGAAAGUCCCUAAAUUUUCCUAUUACUUGGAAUGAAAUACGGCCGCCCGCUGCCGGUGAAGGAGCACGCACGCGCCUGCUGUUAAACGCUACUCGCUAAUAAUAACAAGCUAAUCGAGCAUCUAGCUAGUUAAUGCUUAGCUCCUGCAGUCGGGAAACGGUUUUUUUUUCCUUUGGAUGACGACCGCAGAUCGUGGAUGGGAAGGAGAGUCAGGAUCCUCACGAACAAAAUGAGGCAAGUUCUCUGAUGGACACAGUCUUCUUUAUGCCCAGGCUGUACACACCGCAUUGGCAGUUGGGCGCAUGUUUGCUGCAAUGAGAUAAUAGAAGUAGUCUACAUGAGAGAACUGUGACAUUUGUCCCUCCAUAUUCCCUGUUUGAUAUCUGAACAUCAGAAUAUGACCACGCAAGCUCUAUUGCCACUCUCGGGGCGCAGGAUACCCACUCUGUCUCCAGGUGCUUCGUCGUUUCCCCACCACAGAGCGACCUUGCGUCUCUCGGAGAAGUUCAUCCUCCUCCUCAUCCUCAGUGCCUUUAUCACCCUUUGCUUUGGGGCGUUCUUCUUCCUCCCGGACAAUUCCAAGCACAAGCGCUUUGACUUGGGUUUAGAGGAUGUUUUGAUACCACACAUUGAGCCUGGGAAGGAAGGACGGCAUAGCAGUGGGCAGGUCAUACAUGGACAAGGAGUACACGAUGAACAUCGACACAGGGAAGAGGAGGAGAGCCUCCGCAGUAAAAUCCGGGCAGAUCACGAACGCGCACUGCAGGAGGCCAAGGAGAAACUUCGCAAGUCCAAAGAUGAGCUGCGGGCAGAGAUCCAGACAGAAAAGACUAAGGUGGUAAAGGACCUGAAAAAGAAGGAUGGGCCAAAGCCUCUGCCCCCAGUGCCCAUGCCCAAACUGGUGGGCAUCAAUGAUGGAGACCCUGGAGACCCUGAUGUUAAAGAGAAACGGGACAAGAUCAGAGAGAUGAUGAAGCACGCGUGGGACAGCUACAGGCAAUACGGCUGGGGACACAAUGAGCUCAAACCCAUUGCCAAGAAAGGACAUUCCACAAAUAUAUUUGGUAAUUCCCAGCUGGGGGCUUCGAUAGUAGACGCCCUGGACACACUCUACAUAAUGGGCCUCCAUGAUGAGUUUAAAGAUGGUCAGGAGUGGAUCGAAAAGAACCUGGACUUCAGUGUGAAUGCAGAAGUGUCUGUCUUUGAGGUCAAUAUCCGUUUCAUUGGGGGACUGCUUACUGCAUACUACCUCUCUGGACAAGAAGUUUUUAAGGUGAAGGCAGUUCAGCUGGCUGAGAAGCUGCUUCCUGCCUUCAACACCCCCACAGGCAUCCCCUGGGCCAUGGUCAACCUCAAGAGUGGUGUGGGCCGUAACUGGGGCUGGGCCUCGGCUGGUAGUAGCAUCUUGGCUGAGUUUGGAACACUGCACAUGGAGUUUGUGCACCUUACGUAUCUGACUGGGAAUCCUACCUAUUAUCAAAAGGUUUGCAUGUUUAAAGUGUGCAUAAUGCGUAUUACUUUGUGUAUGUCUCUACUCUUCAAACAAAACUUCAUGCUUUGCUUAUUAUACCAGGUGAUGCAUAUCCGGAAGCUGCUGGCUAAAAUGGACAGACCUAAUGGCCUCUACCCAAACUAUCUGAACCCUCGCACGGGCCGCUGGGGCCAGCAUCACACAUCAGUGGGAGGCCUCGGAGACAGUUUCUACGAGUAUCUCUUGAAGGCCUGGCUCAUGUCUGAUAGAACUGACACCGAGGCUCGCAAAACUUACGAUGAUGCUAUUGAGGCUAUUGAGCGUCACCUCAUCCGCAAGUCCAGCAGUGGCCUCACCUUCAUUGGCGAGUGGAAGAACGGCCACCUGGAGCGCAAGAUGGGUCACCUUACCUGCUUUGCUGGGGGUAUGUUCGCCCUAGGGGCUGAUGGGUCACCAGGAGACAAGGCUGGCCACUACCUGCAGCUGGGAGCUGAGAUUGCACAUACUUGUCAUGAGAGCUACGAUCGCACAGUUCUGAAGCUUGGUCCAGAGGCCUUCAAGUUUGACAGUGGGUUGGAGGCAGUUGCCGUGAGGCAGAAUGAGAAGUAUUACAUCCUGAGGCCAGAGGUGAUCGAGACUUACUGGUACAUGUGGAGAUUCACGCAUGACCCCAAAUACAGGCAGUGGGGCUGGGAGGCAGCUCAGGCUAUAGAUAAAUAUUGCAGAGUCAGCGGGGGUUUCUCUGGGGUUAAAGAUGUCUACUCCUCCAACCCCACCUAUGAUGACGUCCAGCAGAGCUUCUUCUUGGCAGAGACUCUAAAGUACCUGUAUCUGCUGUUCUCCAGUGAUGAUCUGCUGCCUUUGGAGAACUGGGUCUUCAACACGGAAGCUCAUCCACUACCGGUGCUGCAUCUGGGAAACAUCACCCUGCCUGGCAGCCUAGCAUAGCGAUAGUGGAACCUCAACAAGUGUGGGCAUUCGCCUCCUCUUUCUCUUAAAGACUGCAGGUACCUGUGUUCGGGAGUUACUGCGUUGAGGGUCUCUUCCGCUCAACCACCUGGACUCUGGGUUUUUACUGCCAAUCAGAGGGGACCAGGACACACACUCAGACUCUGUCUACUCAUCUAUUUGUCUCUUGUAUUUUUUUUUCCCCACUGUCUCUGGUAAGCUGCCAAUCAAGCACAGACAGCUUAUGUGACUCAUUCAUUGGCUGCAUGGCUCUGACAUUGGUGGAAUCUGUUAGAGCACCACAGCUCAGCAAACAAAUCGGCAGCAGUCAUGUGUUGCAGUUAACGAACAAACACAGGAAAUAUGUAUUUUCUCUGUGAAGAAAGAGGAUUUUACAUGGCUUAUUGUUUUUUUUUUUUUUUUUUAUUGCUUUCAUUGCUUAAUCACUGCAGCAGGACAAACGGCUCUUCGGCCAACGUCCCCAACCCCCCGUCCCCUCCCCUCCACUGACUCCCUCACGCUGAACUCUGACCCAGACCUGGAGCUGUGGGAGGCAGCAGCUGGAUGAUGUGACCUCUGAAAUCUCUCCCACACUCGCUUAGAGAGAAUACAGGCCAGAGGCACCCUGGGAUCUCUGUGGCUUCUCUUGUACUGAUACAGUAUGCGCGUGAGUGUGUGCAAAUUCUUGUGUUAGUCUGCUAUCAGCCUCCAGCACACUUCAGUCAAAUUCUGGUCCAGAUUUUAAGUCAAGUAUGUUCUUAGUUUGCCAUGGUUAGUGGGUGAAAUGGCUGAAGUUUUGCGUUCAUUUGCAUUUCUUAAUAGAUUAGAUGUUGCUUCCAGGACUAUCAUUGCUCAUGGCACAUAAGUUUGUUCCAAACCUUUUCCAAAAAAGGUUUCUAUUGCAGUGAGCAUGUGAAUAUACCCUGUUUCCUUUCAACCACUCAGUCAGUCUGAAAUAAAGGGUUGUGUGUUCUGGCUCUCAUCCACACUGCUCUGUACUCAAAUUGACUGAAUUAGUAUUGGACUUAUGGCCUCACAUAUUUAUAUUCAAGUGUUUAUAAAGUUCUGCUGUGCAGGAGAAAGGAAGACCGCAUCCCUUUCCCUGAUAAUGGUCCAGAUGAAUUUCACCACUAAACAUAGCAAACACGUAAGUCAAGGCUGAGAGAACGAUUCAUUUUUAAUAUCCUACAACAAAUAACUUUUGAUAAGUCCAGUCAUGUUUUCUAUAAAUCCACACAGAGAUUAUGCUAACAUGUCCAUAAUAAAGCCACUUUUUGUACUGGUUUUGCACCAUUGUUGGACUAAUGUGCAGGAGUUUUAUGGGCUUUCGAUCAAUUUAUUUUCAUUCCAGUCAAUAGAUCAAUCUUUUAACGUUUGGAUAUGCUUUUACCCCACUGCAUGCUGCUCUGUCUGCCAUUGAACUGAUGAGAGGCUGCAAUAUGUAGAGAGGCUUCAGUAAGGGGUUUUAGUCUGAAGAGACAGGAAGGGGGCCACCACUGCUGUACUUUACAUUAGACCAAGUUCCAACUUCACAUACUUCAGGAAAACUUUGCUCUUUUUUUUGCAAGGUAGUUCCUGUCAGAUAUGUCCACUGGAAAACAAUAUGCAGUGUUUAUAAUGCACAUCACAAGUGGUUUUGGCUUGUAGGAACUAUUUUUAUCUCACCUGCAAAAAUAAAUGUGUUGUGCCCCGUGCCCCCUCUUCCAUUUUUAACCAGUGCAGUUGUCAUUGCUUUACCCCUCCUCCAGGUGGCAGUAGCAACAGCGUGCUAAUGCUCUGUAUGCUUUGAGCUUUUUUCCCACUUGCCUAAUGUCUCUUCCUCCUUCCUAAUAUCGCGUUACUGUCACCUGUUUUCGUUGUGGGAGAAGCCCAGGCCAACAUGACCACUAGGUGGAUUUUGAGAGCUGUGUUAUGUAUUCUGUAUUUUUACCGAACUGAAAGUACUGUAAAUAUCUUUAAAAUGUGACAGAUUCAAUAAAGAUGUUACAUAAAGUGAAGGGAAUAACAUCAA